This is a messenger RNA of Venustampulla echinocandica, 1197 nucleotides long. RefSeq lists its product as uncharacterized. The record is from RefSeq and is a predicted model, not a curated record. The transcript is spliced from 3 exons. The coding region runs from base 1 to 1197 and encodes 398 amino acids. NCBI's taxonomy places the organism in Eukaryota, Fungi, Ascomycota, Leotiomycetes, Helotiales, Pleuroascaceae.
AUGUAUUCCCAAGCAAUCCUUUUCGCGGUCCUAGUGGCCAUUGCUGAAGCUCGUUUUGGGCAAGAGCAACUUCCGAUUGCUGCAAUUCAAGCUGCACCAGGAGGAGAAUCAGGGCAAGCGGCGACACUCGCUGGUGCAUCUAUCUCCACCCUGCUCGGAGCCGCCGACCCUUGCGACAAGCUAAAGCAGGCCGACUUGAUUGUUGCGACACUUGGAGACGGUGCUAUUGCAGCUGCGCAAGGACUUGUGGCUGCCGAGCAAAACUUCAACCCCUUUGCCACUGACAUUCCGUCGAUUUGUGGUGACCCAACCCUCCCUACUACUGCGGCACUUCGAGGUAUCGUGCCAUUAGUCGAUCCCGCCGUCGAUGGCUCCGAUGUAGAGAACGCCAACUCUGCUGCUUCUCUCAAGACUCCUUUCGACGCCACGGGUUUGAGCGUUGCCGAAGUCAUGGCAGCUAACGGCUUCUCCAGCCUCAACGUAAAGGGAGGAGCAGCUGUUGCCGCCCCGGCUGCCGCUGCAGGAGCAGCUAAAGGAGCAGCUAAAGGAGCAGCUAAAGGAGCAGCUAAAGGAGCAGCUAAAGGAGCUGCCAACGGAGCUGCCAACGGAGCUGCUGCUGUAUCUACCGCCGCACCAGCCGCCGCCACCGCCGCCGCUGCCCAGGGUGGCUGCGGUGGAGCUACGACCCUCGUCACAGUCACCAAGGCGAAGGCAGGCAAGGCAACCGCCGCCGCCGCCGCCAAGGGCGCCGCCAAUUCUGGUGCUGCCGCCGCUGCAGCCCCCGCUGCCGCAGCCACAAACAAUGGAGCAGCUGGCGUUGACCCUGGCUUCCAAAAGUCCUCUAUUGCGGCUCUCGAUUUCGGAACCUGCACCCCUACAAUCAAAUUUGAAGCUGGACUCAACGGACGGAAAGAGACGGAAUCAACCUUCCAAGCCAUCGACCCCCAGGUCAACAAGGGACAGCAAGAGGCGUUGAACCCAAACAUCAUCACCAACCGCAUCUGCGACCAGCUCGGCAAUGUCUGUGGUGCUAGUGAUGCUGCUGUUGCCGCAUGCACUGAUGCUAAGGCCCAGAUCGCGGCCCUAGGAACUAAAGAUCAGACUACAGCCGAUGCAUGGAAUACUGCUCUCGGCUUUGCUGGAACUGAUACCAACCCUGAUAACGCUCCCCAGCCAGGUUUGGUUGGCCAUGCGUAG